UCUUUGGUUGUCCGGGCGCACGUGCGUCGCCAUGCUGUGCUUGUGCGGUCGGGCCCGUGGUGUGGUGCCUCGGCUCCCGGGAGGAAUAUCCCUCUGGCUGAGGCCUGGCGCUGCGGCAGAGUUCACCGUCCACCGGGGACGCGCCCAGUCAGUAGCACCCCUCGGCACCGCCUCUUCGCUCCGCUUCCGCACCACCAGGGCUGAGCCCAAGGGAUCUGAGCCUGACCCGGACUCCGACUCCGCUUCCUUGCCGGUCACCGUAACGCAAAUCCGCCAGUACCUCCGAGCCAAGGGCGUCCCCUUCCACGACGGCUACAGCUGCCUCCACGUCCCCAGCCUCUUCGCCGGCAAGGCCUUGGACUCGGUCAAGGCUGAGAAGGACACCUUCACCCUCUUCGUUGACAAGACCACCGGCCAAUUCCUCUGCAAAGACACCCUGCUGGAAGGCAGCUGGGAGGACUUCCAGGAUUGCCUGGAGGUGAUGCAGAAGGAAGGGCGGCAGAACCUGGGCCCCGACGUCCUGCUAAAGGUGCCUGAGAGCAACUGGGAGCUCCGCAAGCAGGAGAUGGACCUGAGGGAGGUGCAGCAGAUCUGGAGCCAAUCCUCCGCCUUCGCCACUAUGGAGGACGAGGAGACCCAGCUGGUCAAGGCCGCGUUCGGCAUCUCAAAGGUCAACAACCAGACGCUGAAGAACCUCUGCGUCAAGUACUUCAAGCCGGCCAGGAGUUUGGUGUUCCCGUGGUUUAGCUGGAGGGACUCAAGCCUGAGAGGGUUGAAGCUGAUCUCGGCAGAACAAGAUGGCCACCGGGUCGACUACGUGGCGGCCAUCUUGCCGAAGGCUGGGAAUUACUACGACCUCUUCGGGUUGCAUCUGUUGACGCGGAAGGACACCAUGCUGGUCCUGACCAGCAAUGAGACCGACUGCCUAGCGGUUGUCAGCGCCACCGGCCUGCCCUGCGUCUCCUUGCCUCGCGGAGUGAGCUGCCUGCCCCCUGCCCUUCUGCCCUACCUGGAGCAGUUCCGCAAGGUGGUCCUGUGGCUGGGUAGCGACUUGCUGUCCUGGGAGGCCUCCAAGCUCUUCGCCCGAAAGCUCAAUGUCAAGCGCUGCCACCUGGUGCGCCCGGGCGAGGGGCAGCCCUGCCCCCUCGAAGCCCUGGCCGGCGGGCUCAACCUGGGCAAGAUCGUGAAGGCCGCGGUCCCUGCCGGACACAAGUCCAUCAUCUCCUUCCGGCAGCUCCGGGACGACGUGUUCGGGGAACUCGCCAACGCCGAGCAAGUCUCCGGCAUCAAGUGGCGCCGGUUCCCCGAUCUCAACAAGCUACUCAAAGGACACCGCAAGGGCGAGCUGACCGUGUUCACAGGUCCGACGGGCAGCGGGAAGACGACCUUCAUCAGCGAGUGCACGCUGGACCUGUGUAUGCAGGGGGUGAACACCCUGUGGGGCAGCUUUGAGAUCAGCAACGUGAGGCUGGCCAAGAUCAUGCUGACUCAGUUUGCCAUGCAGCGGCUGGAUGACCAGCUGGACAGCUACGACCAGUGGGCGGACAAGUUCGAGAGCCUGCCCCUGUUCUUCAUGACCUUCCACGGACAACAGAGCAUCAAGUCCGUCAUUGAUACAAUGCAGCACGCUGUCUACAUGUACGAUAUCACCCACGUCGUUAUCGAUAACCUACAGUUCAUGAUGGGCCACGAGUACUUCUCCAUUGACAAGUUCUCCGCGCAGGAUUACAGCAUUGGAAUGUUCCGGAAGUUUGCCACGGAUAACGGCUGCCACGUGACCCUGGUCAUCCACCCGAGGAAGCAGGAAGAUGACAAGGAUCUGCAAACGGCUUCCAUCUUUGGAACGGCCAAGGCUAGCCAAGAGGCAGACAACGUGCUGAUCCUACAGGACCGGAAGCUAGUCUCGGGACAGGGGAAACGUUCCCUGCAGGUGGCAAAGAACCGCUUCGACGGAGACCUGGGCAUCUUCCCGCUGGAGUUCAAGAAGGCCUCGCUGACCUUCUCCGCCGUCAAGAGCAGAGCCAAGCUGAAGAAGGUGGAGGAAGAGGCGGAGGGAGGCGAUGUCGCCAUCGUGAUGAAGCCUGGCAGAUCUGCCAAGCUCAAGGAGAAAAAGUGAGCCCUUCUCCCCCCUGGGAGAUGGCACUGUGUGCCGGGCACCUGCUUACCGGCGAUGGGGAAGGGUCUCGGCCGCUAUGGUGGCACCAGUCACACGGACCCACCGAGCUUUCCAUGCAAGACAGGAUCUUGUACUCAACGUUGGAGACUAAGACUAGUCAUCGACCAGCGAUGGUGGAAAAGAUAGAACUUUCAAAGCAAAUGGAAGCAUGAACGGUUUAACAAAGGCAGCUAUUACUCACCAGCCUCAACUCACGUGUGUGGGUUUCGACUGUAGACUUGUGCAGACCACCCCCUCCCCAAACUCUGGAGGUGAAGCCAUUUGUUAUUUUCUGCUGGGUGCAUAGAGCAUAAAACAAUACAAUACGGCACAGGAACAGGCCCUUUGGCCCACGAUGUCUGUGCCAGACACGAUGACAAUUUGUUUUAUGGACCAUGCAUAGAGCAUAGAACAGUGCAACACAGAACAGGCCCUUCGGCCCACGAUGUCUGUGUCGAACACUUCUGGCCGCUGGAGGACUGGAAUGGACACGGAUCAACAGGAUUGAGCUGAGGGCUAAUUGCUUCAUUCGGAAUCAUAUUUGAAAAAAAUACUCUUGAGUCCAAAUCUGUAAAAAAAACAAAACACUGAUCAUGUUAAAAGUCUGAAAUUAAGGGAAUAUGGAAAAUGCUGCUAUUUUACAAUUCUGUGUCACUCCUUAUUAUAGAUUAUUGUAUCUGUUGAAGAUCCUGUAUACUGGACUUGUUCAAGCAAGUAUUUUUAACGAUUGGAUAUUUGGAGCCCAUGCAUUUCUAAUGUUAUAUUUUGUUAUAAAGCUGAAAGUAAUCCAACUGAA
This is a messenger RNA of Amblyraja radiata (thorny skate), 2951 nucleotides long. It is a transcript of the gene twnk, whose product is annotated as twinkle mtDNA helicase. Gene Ontology annotation, cellular component: mitochondrion. NCBI's taxonomy places the organism in Eukaryota, Metazoa, Chordata, Chondrichthyes, Rajiformes, Rajidae. The record is from RefSeq and is a predicted model, not a curated record. Bases 32 to 2116 code for a protein of 694 amino acids. Gene Ontology annotation, biological process: mitochondrial DNA replication. The transcript has 6 exons. Gene Ontology annotation, molecular function: ATP binding; 5'-3' DNA helicase activity; single-stranded DNA binding.